UCCGAAAAGGCUGAUGCGAUUUAAGCGGCAGUUUUGGGACGCGAUGGCAGUUAAAACUCUGACAUCAAGUGAAAAUGUAUAGGGAGUUUACAGACGUGCUUUCCUACUACAACGAUGAUCUGACGUUUGGUGUGUUUGUGUUUCACAUGUAGCUUAAUGUAGAGCAAAACAGUAAUGUAAAGCUGUGUAGCCUACUAAUAUAUUUUAAUGAAAUCACUACAUUAAUUUUACUCUCAUGCCUGUUUCUAAAAAUGACUACAUAAGUGUUGAAAACUGUCAAAAAUAUUUUUUGUCAGCAUCAGUUUCUCAGCAUCAGAUCACCCGAUUAAUAGUUUUGUAUAAAUGAUGUAGUAAUGUAUUACAAUAUGGGCUGGGAGAGAUGGCUCUUAGCCUACAAGAGGCCCCUGGUAACACUUCACUUAAGGGGGCACAAAUACUUAGUAAUAACUCAGUUACUACUGAAGUACAAAUCGUGAAUAAACAUAGUUUCUACCUGAGAUAAAAGAUGCGUCGCCAUUCAUUAAUGAUGAUCGAACAUGAGAUCAAUACUUGUGUUAUUCAUUAUAGUUGUUCCUUCAGUAGUUCCUUAUAAGUUCAUUAUUCCUUCUGUAGCUCACAAAGGUUUACAGAAUUAACAGAUAUAGUAAUAAAUAUAGUAACUGCUUGAGAUAAAACAUGCAUCAUGAUUCAUUAUUAAUGAAUUAACAUGAGAUCAUUAUGUAACUAACUUAGUUUGUGGUUAAUUAAUACACAAGUAAUAGCAUAACACUAUUAUUUCUGCCCCGUCAAGUGUUACCCUUGGUAUUUUCGUAAAACAGAUAUUAUACAAAACUUUUGACAGCUCUUUCAUUGCUCAGACCUACAUUUUAUUUCAUGUAUUUUUUUUUAUCCCCGACUAGGCUGUUGUGGAUAUUUAAGAAAUCAACGCUAAAGGAAAACAUUCUUCUAAAAAUAGACAUGAGGUAGGGGUGACUUCAGGUGUUGUGGGACAUCAAGUAAUGCGGGACAGUUAAGCUUUGACAAGCUUUUUUUUCCUGGCUAAAGUAGAUCCAAUUAAAAUAGUUGUUAUUGAGAGCGGGUAUAGAAAGCACAUGAUCCAAAAAACAGAUUUUAUUGGUCUGAGGUCAAAGUUGAGGGCGUGGCAAGGAUUUUACGGGAACAUCUCUCAGAAAUCACAGGCUAUACAGACAUGCAUGGAACAAAGUACUGUCAAGCAAACUGAUUUCUUUGCAUGGAUUUGGAAGUGAAAUAUUAACCAAGGAGUGAAAAACAUAAAUCUAGCUCACAGGGAGAGCUUCUUGAGACAGUAAAGGAGGACUGAACAGGCUGCAGGAGGCGUCUGCGGAGGAGAACUUCAUUGACAUGGACAAGAAAAUGGAUAUCACCCAGGAGAGUGAUGAAAAAACCAAAGUGAAACAUUCACCGAAAUUAUGUGGCACCAACUACCCUGUAAGCAUCGCCUUCAUUGUGGUGAAUGAAUUCUGCGAGAGAUUCUCCUACUAUGGCAUGAAAGCUCUGCUCACACUCUACUUCAUGAACUACUUGCACUGGGACAAGAACCUCUCCACGGUGGUGUACCAUGCAUUCAGCAGCCUUUGCUACUUCACACCCGUCCUGGGGGCCAUCAUCGCCGACUCCUGGCUUGGGAAGUUCAGGACCAUCAUCUACCUCUCCAUAGUGUAUGUCAUCGGUCAUGUGGUGAAGUCUGUGGGGGCCAUUCCCACCCUGGGGGACAACACCAUGCACGUAGUGCUGUCCCUGACGGGCUUGGUGCUCAUCGCCAUUGGGACGGGGGGGAUCAAGCCCUGUGUAUCCGCCUUCGGAGGAGACCAGUUUGAGGAAGAACACGUGGAGGAACGGAGGAAGUUCUUCUCCAUAUUCUACAUGUCAAUCAAUGCUGGGAGUGUCUUAUCCACCAUUAUCACGCCGAUACUGCGAGGUGACGUGCAGUGUUUCGAGGGUGACUGCUACGCUCUCGCUUUUGGGGUGCCAGCAGCUUUGAUGCUUAUCGCCCUUGUUGUGUUCAUCGCUGGGAGCAGCUUGUACAAAAAGAGCCCCCCCGAGGGGAACGUGCUGCUGGAUGUGUGCAGGUGCAUGGUGUUUGCUGUGAAGAAUCGCUGGAGAAGUUCAAAAACUGACCCUAAAAGAGCUCACUGGCUGGACUGGGCAGAGGAGAAGUUUUCGAAACGCCUCAUCCAGGAGAUCAAGAUGGUUCUCCGGGUGCUGCUACUUUACAUCCCCCUUCCCAUGUUCUGGGCCCUCUUUGACCAGCAGGGCUCUCGGUGGACACUGCAGGCCACCAGAAUGAAUUUGGACUUUGGCCCGUUUGUUCUGAAGCCGGAUCAAAUGCAGAUGCUAAACGCUUUGCUGAUAUUGGUCUUUAUCCCGAUCUUCGACAUGGGAGUGUAUCCACUCAUUGGCCUCUGCAAGAUUAACUUUACGCCGCUGAAGAAGAUGGCCGCUGGCAUGAUUCUCGCAGCCCUGGCCUUUGUAGCUGCAACGAUCGUGGAAGUGAACGUCAUAAAAACUGUGGUGGAGGCUCCACCAGCGGGGCAGAGCUUAUUGCAGAUUCUCAAUCUGGCAGAUGGUGAGGUCAGGGUGACUAUUUCGGAGACUGGCCUUUUCCCAGAGCCCAUCAAGCCCUAUGAGGAUCCAUGGGAAUAUCAGAGGCUACCGCUGAAUGGAAUAAGUCAAAACCAUACAGUCAAGAUCAAGUAUGACGCAGUAGACUUUAACUGUGUUCUUUCAUUCCACGAACAAAAGGCUUAUAGCUUGAUCCUGCACAAAGACAUAGCCAACAUUGAAUGUAAACUUGUGGAAGACUUAAUUGAGAAAUCUGAGAAAGGUGAUGCAUUCGUCAGGUUUGUCAAUGCCAACAACGAGGGCCUGAAUGUGACUGUUGGUGGGCAGGACUUUCAGGUAGCACCUGCGUAUGGCAUCUCUCCCAGUAAGAGCGUGAUGAGAGCACAAUACAGUGACGUGAAAUGCAUGUCGGACCAAAACCAGUACUCACUAGAUCUGGGUCUCCUUGACUUUGGUGCAUCCUACACUGUCAUUCUGGAUCCACAGAUCCCCAAUGGAUUAGUGGCCAGAAAGAUGGAGGACGUCCAUGCAAACAACGUACAUAUUGCCUGGCAGGUGCCGCAAUACGCCCUUAUAACAGCAGGGGAGGUCAUGUUCUCCAUCACGGGCCUAGAGUUCUCCUAUUCUCAGGCCCCAGCCAAUAUGAAAUCCGUGCUGCAAGCCGUCUGGCUCAUGACGGUGGCCUUUGGAAACGUGAUUGUGCUGAUUGUGGCAGAAGGGGCCGGCCUGCAACAGUGGGUGGAGUUUGUGCUGUUCGCUGCUCUCCUGGUUGCCGUCUGCCUCAUCUUCUCCAUCAUGGGCCACUUCUACACCUACGUCAACCCUGACCGACUGGAUGAGAUGUUUUCUGAAGACACCAUUGAUGAUAAUGAGAAGAACUCGAAGAGACACCCAGGGGAAGAGGUGCCUCUCAAAAACGUGGCCCGAAACACCAAGAUUUAAUCUGGAGUGGAGUUUUAACUGGGCAGAUACACCAGGCCUUGCCAAGAAGCACUCCAGAGUGGUAAAGACAAAUAUGCUGUUUUCUCAGAUAGUAAAUCAGUUUAUAUCAAAAUGCAGCAACUAAAAUCUAUGUGGUUCAGAAGUAUAAAAUAGCCAAUGUAACACUUCUUACUGUAUAUUAAAAUUACAUGAUAGUGACAUGAUACUUAAGAUUUUUAAAGAAUUUCAUGGAAAGGAGUCGCUGCUGAUGAAUAGAAUAGCCCAUCCAGGCCUGGAUAAAUACUAACAGAAAUAAUAUGUUGUGAUACAGAUUUACCUACUUUUUUGGAACCUUUUGAAAGAUUGUUCCCAUUUGGUUUUACUUUUAUUUUUCUUAAGUAAUUUCAUAGUGUGUAUAUAUGUUUCUUUAGGGUUGAGCCAGUGUCCUUCAUUGAAAAAUAAUUUUUAAAUAACUAUUUAAUUCUGCUAAAACUUUCUUCAUAUUGCUAAUAAACUAUAAUACACUUGACCUAGUCUAAAUGUGCUUAGUCUGAUUUUCUUUUACUUGAAAAAUGACAAUGUUUACAGAAUUCGAAUUUAUUAGUGUUCAAAGUCAUAUUAAUAUCCUUGUGAACGUGUAUCUGAAAAACCCUUGAAUGCUUAUUAAAAGUUGGAAAAACAUUA
Paramormyrops kingsleyae is the source of this 4188-nucleotide messenger RNA. RefSeq names its product solute carrier family 15 member 2 (gene slc15a2). Lineage: Eukaryota; Metazoa; Chordata; Actinopteri; Osteoglossiformes; Mormyridae. Gene Ontology annotation, biological process: oligopeptide transport; transmembrane transport. Gene Ontology annotation, cellular component: membrane. Gene Ontology annotation, molecular function: oligopeptide transmembrane transporter activity. The record is from RefSeq and is a predicted model, not a curated record.